This is a messenger RNA of Thamnophis sirtalis, 1404 nucleotides long. Lineage: Eukaryota; Metazoa; Chordata; Lepidosauria; Squamata; Natricidae. The record is from RefSeq and is a predicted model, not a curated record.
AGGUCACACCACUAGUCCUUGGGUGGAUAUCCACAAAGAAUCCUUGCAAAUUGUCCUUCCAAGCUGCUGCUACCGUAUAAGCAACUGAAUCUCUCUGGCUAAGUUUGUUGCUUUUUUGGGGAGGUGGGGGAAACCAUAGAAAGACUUUUGAACGCUGCUAUGUAUUCUUUGGUUGCUAAGUAAAUGCAAGGGAUUGUUAUGGUAAUUCUUGUCUCCUCCCUCUAGUGGCUGUAGACCGUUUUCAUGAAGAUUCUGAAACUAUAGCUGUUUCAGACAAACGUCCUCGUCUCGUUUCUAGGCGACAGAUAUUCAUUUUUGGCCACCAGGAGGAUUGAUCAGUCAUGCCAGAAGCAAAUUUACAACCCUCUACUGAAGGAGUGUGCUUGACAAUAUCUCUUAUUGUCCAGAGGAAUAUGCCAGUACCAGUAAAGAAAGAGGACCCAGAGAAAAUAUCUGAAGCCUUGACUUCUAUACAGGUCCUACGGCUAGAUAGAGAAAGAAUUAGCUGCAUUACCAACCUGCCAGAAUUCAAACAUGUCCACAGCAUCUAUUUACAACAGAAUCAAAUAAAGAAAAUUGAAAACUUAAACUGCUUUCCAAACUUGAAGUUUCUGUCAUUAUCUGGGAAUUACAUCAACAAAGUAGAGAGCCUCCAACCCCUCCUCAAGUUGAAAUUUCUGGAUCUUUCACAGAAUUGCAUUGAUACUUUAGAUAUAGAUGAGCUGCCCCUGAACCUUGCAAUCCUUGACCUGACUGGAAAUAAAUGCAUGAAUCAAAAAGGCUACAGAGAGAGUGUGUUGGCAGCUCUGCCCAAUUUGAUAGAACUGGACCACAAAGGCAUCCCAAAGCAGAAAGUCAUUCUCCAAAAUAAUGAAGAGGAGGAAAAUAGCUCAGAAGAGAGUGAUUAUGAGGACUGUCCAGAACUCUUUCAGCCGCUGAGCACAGAAAAAGACUUUUUUGUUGAUCUCCAUAAUGAAUUCAGUAGCCGCUCAACCCGGCGGAGAGAGACAGCAAUGAGGGAACAUGAAGUCCGUCUGGAAGAGCUGAGGCAACGACAGAAUCUGAGACAGCUUGUGUUCAACACCAGUGAAAGUAGAACUGAACCCCUAAGUUUACUAGAAUCAACAUCUCCAGUUCUAAAUGAUCUACCUCAAACUGCGAACCAUUUGGUUUUGAAUCCACCACAAAGAACAGAGAAUCCAACAGUUGAUGCAGGAUUGAAUAUUCCAAAAGAAAAAAAUGAAGGAGCGAUUCAGACCCAGCAGAAAAUAGCAAAAGGAAAAGUAUCUAGUGCAGCUAAAACUGCAAACAAGAACAUAAAAAAAUGAUAUUUUGUUGAAACAUUAUUUUACUUAUGUAAUUCCUUUAUUUAAGCAAACAAAUAUACUCCCUUUCAUUUGUGAA